Messenger RNA from Scomber japonicus (chub mackerel), 3190 nucleotides. It is a transcript of the gene wbp2, whose product is annotated as WW domain binding protein 2. Gene Ontology annotation, molecular function: transcription coactivator activity; chromatin DNA binding. NCBI's taxonomy places the organism in Eukaryota, Metazoa, Chordata, Actinopteri, Scombriformes, Scombridae. Bases 144 to 935 code for a protein of 263 amino acids. Gene Ontology annotation, cellular component: nucleus. The transcript is spliced from 8 exons. The record is from RefSeq and is a predicted model, not a curated record. Gene Ontology annotation, biological process: positive regulation of DNA-templated transcription.
GCACCACCACAACAACCGUUAUCAGCACCGAGGCCACCGCGGCUACUGAGGCUGGAGACAGGCCUGCACUGAUCGGUUUCCAGAUACAGAAACGUCACCUUUCAUCUGCUUCGCUGCCCGGAGAGUGCAGAGGCUUCGUCGACAUGACUCUCAACCAGAACCAUUCGGAGUCCGGCGGAGUCAUCAUCAACAACAGCGAGAGCGUGUUGAUGAACUAUGAUAACGUGGAGCUGGUUUUCUGUGACGCUGACACUCUGCCUGAAGCCUUCAGAAAGAGCAAGAAGGGCAGCAUCUACCUAACUCCAUACAGGGUGAUCUUCCUGGCUAAAGGUCGGGAUGCGCUGCAGUCCUUCAUGAUGCCCUUCUACCUGAUGAAGAGCUGUGAGGUCAAACAGCCUGUGCUGGGAGCUAAUUACAUCAAAGGCACAAUCAAUGCAGAGCCUGGAGGUGGCUGGGAAGGCGCCGCUAGUUUCAAGCUCAUCUUUGCUGCAGGAGGAGCCAUAGAGUUUGGCCAGUACAUGCUGCAGGUUGCGGCUCAGGCAUCCAGAGGCCAGCCAGUCACUCCUGGGUUCGGUGGAUGCCCCUACAUGGCCAACGGAGCCUACGCUUACCCUCCUCCCCCCGCUAAUGGGAUCUACCCUGCCGGACCUCCACCUGGCUACUCCUACCCCAUCCCUCCUCCUCAAGGUGGAUUCUACCCCAACCCUCCAGCGUUUGAUGCCUCUGCGGCCUACAUACCUCCACCUCCGUACUCUGCUCCUCUGGGCCAGCAGCCCCCCCAUGACCCAGACCUCCCCUCCACAGCAGCAGCGGAGGCCAAAGCAGCCGAGGCAGCAGCGAGUGCCAGCUGUGCCACGCUGCCUCCUACACAUGUGUACCUGCCGCAGGACAAGCCCCCUCCUUACUCCCCUCCAGAAGACAAGAAGAACCAGUAGACCAGUCAUUCCGGGACCACCUCUCCUCCUACUAACCCCCGGACAUCCAGAAGGACCACGCUUUCUUUCUGAACAUUGCUUCCUUCCUUCCUUCCUUCCUUUUUUUCUUUUCUUUUCUUUUUAUUCUUGACCUCUUCUGACUCAUUCCUUUUUCUCAUUCUAUCGCUUUCCCCAGCUCAUUCCCUUUUAAUACUUCAUAUAACGUAACCAGCUUCAUUCUCCUUCCAAGCACCUUUUACUCGAUGGAAGUCAGAAGUAUGAGUAGUGAUCUUUUUAAGAGAGACGAAGGCCAAAGUCGUCAGGUUUCGAAGGCUUUUUUUUUUCCUUUUCGGCACAGUCGUUUAAAACGCCGUAGCCUGACUAGCUAGUUUAAGCAUUAAUCGCGAUACUGCCACCCUAAAAAACUGUAGAUUUAAGCUCCUGCUGCGACACUAACUUAUAAUUUUCUACAAGGAUCAACCCUGGACUGAACCGAGCGAUCCAGAGGCUAAAUGCAGUCUUUUAUUUUUCUAUCAUUAAGUGUGUACAGGCUUUUAAUAUUCUAGACUUUUGAAGAAAAAAUGAGAUAUUUUCUCAAGAACACUAAAACCUAGAGAAGGAAAAAAAAAAAAGAAGCUUUUUGUAAAAGGGGGGCAGGGGGAGGGGUUGCCUAGCGGGUGGUCUGGUCUGCUUUGACAUAUUUGUUGGAUGAGAGGGGGGUCAUAAAGAUUAGAACCCCUGGCAGUGGAUCCCUGAUCCUGGAUUAGAGUGGAGAGUGAGAGGAGGGGAGGGGUCGUGGCCUGGAGGCACGUACAGCCAGCCGGGAGGGAUUAUGUUUUCUUUUUCCUUUUUUUUUUUCUAAGCAGAGCAGUCACCCAACGAUGUCACUUCCUGUUUCGUCAUGCCUCCGAACGUUCGAGAAUUUAAAAAAACAACAAAAAACAACAAAAAACCCCCACACAUCAUUGUCAGACUCUCGACUCACCGCUCGCCUGCUUCAGCCCCUCAUUCUUCUGACGUACAUUUUCUAAAAAAAAAACGUAGAAACGAACAAACGAGAGCAAGAUUUUCUCACCAUUACUUCUUUCUGUGGUCGUGAUCUUUAACGCUUCAGUGUGAGGUCGCUCUCAGAAUCUGAUCUGAGCCUCUUCUCUUCCUUCCUCUACGGUCACUAAUCUAUAUUCUGUAUCUGUGGCACAUCCGUGGCUCAUUCUUUGCACUUUUCUUAACGCUAUGCAUCGGGCUCCUGUUUGCUCUGUCAUGGCUCUAUGUAUAAUAAUGAUGAUGAUGAUGAUGAUGAUGAUGAUGAUAAUGAUGAUGAUAAUAAAGCUCUGUAUUUAUUUCAAACUAAUUUAUUGAAUAAUUUAUGUACAAUGGCUCAAGAAAAAAACAGCAUGAUCUCAACUGAUGCAUGUACGCAUUGGAUUGGAUUUUAUUAAAUGGAUCUGGUGUAGAACAGAACUGUCUGGUCUUUAUUUGUCUACAGAGUAUUGCUCUAUAUCACAUGAGGAUUGUUCAAAGUCCCCUUCCAACACAGUACAGUGUAGCAAAUGGCAUCAACAACAAGAACAUAUUCCAGAGUCAGCAGGAGGAGGAAGAGGAGGAGGGGUUGUUUUAAAUGUCAUUUAAGCCUCCACAGCCUGGAAGUGUGCUUUUUUUUGUUCUUUUUUUUUUUCUCUCUCCCCUUCUCCAUCACUCAGUCAGUAGUCUGCGCUUUCUUUCAGACGACUUGUGCAAAUCCACAGCAGUUUUUUUUUUUCUCUCCCAAUAAGACUGAUUGAUGUGUGAUGUCCGGAGCCUCCAGUACCUCGAACGUAACAAUGUCACAGCUAUGAUUUUCUUUAAGUGCUUCUCAUUAAAAAAUGCUUCAAGAAUUACACAACAAAUGCCAAAAAAAAAAAAAAAAAAAGACCCCUUCUGUUGCCUACACUCGUUUUUUUUGGCCUCUAUGUUGACUUCUGGUGUAUGUGUGAGGGUGUGCUCUGUCAUAAGCUACUUUUGGGGACAAAUGUCACAUUCAGGAGCAGUUAAUUGGGAAUGGCUUGUCCAACUGUUCUCAAUUGGGGAAAAAGCUGAUUUUUUUAUGGUCAGUGUUAGUUUAUGUGAUGUCCCCACAUGGUAUGACAAGUGUGCGUCUGUGUGUAUGUUUAUGAGAGCGCUGGAGUGCACUCCAUCUAAUUCUAUCUUCACAUCAGAGGGAGCGCGCAAGUUAAAUAAGAACUGUGAUCUCAAGAGGAAACUCAGUCUGUAUCAGGCACAGCCAAAGAAAAAAAAAG